AUGAGUAUAUUGUUUAUUUGUUUUUUAUUUGGUAUUGUAAUGUCUGAAUCAAUAGUCAUUACUAUAAUAAAAAGUACUGAAGGAAAUGAUAUCGUAUUUAAAACUAUUGACUUUGGCAAAUGUUACUAUACAGGAUCAGUAACUUCAGAUUAUUAUAUUCAUAAUGGUAAUAAUAUUACAAUUUCACAUUAUACUAAAUCAUCAACAUGUACUGGAGAUAAAGAAGAGAAUACAGUUGAUAUUAAUAGUGAAGAGUUUAAAAAGUUUUGUUUUAACAGAGAUAUAUGUACUAUUGAAAUUAAAGAAAUACCAGAUUAUGUUGGAUAUCUUACUGAUGGUAUUGAUGACGAUAUGUGUACACACAAAAAUAAUAUGUAUCUGACUUAUGUAAUAGGCACAUGUGGUAAAUGUAAUGAAAAUGAUGAAGCUUAUUGUAUGUACAAGAAAUGUGGGGUAUGUGAAAAUGGAACUACAUAUAAAUGCGGAAAUAAGACUACGAAUCAAGAAAAUAGUUCUGAUGAUCGUUCUGAUGAAAAAUCAAAUGACUAUUCAGAAGGAUCUAAUAAUAAAGAAAGUAGUUCAAAUAAUAAUGGUCAAUCAGAGGAUACUUCAAACAGUAAUUCAGAAGAAUCUAAGAAUAAAGAAGAUGAUUCUAAGAGUCAAUCCGAUGAAAAGUCGAUGAACCACUCUGAAGAUGGAUCAAAGGGACACUCAGAAGAUAGUUCUAGUGCUCAUUCAGAUGGAAAUUCUAAAACUCAUUCAGAAGAUGAUUCAAAAGAUAGCAUAGAUAGUGCACCAUUCCCUAUUCUCUCCCUUAUUGGAAUAGUGGUUAUAUUAAUUAUUUAA
Messenger RNA from Entamoeba dispar SAW760, 846 nucleotides. RefSeq lists its product as uncharacterized. NCBI's taxonomy places the organism in Eukaryota, Evosea, Mastigamoebida, Endamoebidae. The record is from RefSeq and is a predicted model, not a curated record. Bases 1 to 846 code for a protein of 281 amino acids. The transcript is spliced from 2 exons.